AUGAUCAGAUCAUUGUUGUUCUCAAUAAUAUUAUUUUCAUUAUGCAUUGCUGAUUAUUGUGAUAAGACAACAUUCACUGCUGAAUUUCGUGUUCAACAGUUGAAUCGUUCACCAGAUGGUUUUAAACGUUCACUUUUGAGCAUUAACAAUCAAUUUCCAGCUCCAAUAAUUAACAUUUGUAAAGGCGAUACUAUUAACAUAACAGUCGUGAAUACGCUCGAUAUGUCGACUAGUAUUCAUUGGCAUGGAAUGUUUCAAAUUGGUACACUAACAUCUGACGGGGUGCCAGGAGUAACACAAUGUGCAAUACCAUCAAAUCAAAAAUAUCAUUAUAAAUUUCACACAGGAAUUCAAACUGGUACAUAUUGGUAUCAUUCACAUUCUUCUAUUCAAUAUAUUGAUGGACUAAAAAGUGCAUUAAUCAUUCACGAUCCUGAAGAUCCAUGGAAAAACUAUUACGAUGGAGAAGAGGUUUUAAUGUUAUCUGAUUGGUAUCAUAAGCAAGCAUUAACUUUACAAAAAUCUUACCUUUCACAGUCGAGUGGCGGCGAUGAGCCAGUACCUGAUACGGGACUGAUUAACGGAAUUGGUCAAUAUAACUGCGCUGUUAACAAAUGUCAGUAUUAUAAUGCUUCUAUUAAAAUUGGAGCGGCAAAACGAUUUCGAAUUAUAAACACAUCAGCAUUCGCUGUUUUUCUAUUUACAAUUGAAGAACACACAAUGAAAGUAAUAGAAGCUGAUGGUAUCAGUUUAAAUGGUGAAGCAAAUGUUAGCGGAAUUCGUAUAAAUGCCGGACAACGAUAUUCUGUUUUGGUUGAAGGAAAACCUAGUACAAAUCGAAACUAUUGGAUUCGAGCUAUAAUUGAUCCAAAUCCUAUGGCGUUUCCGUCGUUAAAACCAAAUGUUAGUGCGAUAUUAUCCUAUAAUGAUAAAUACGGUCUCCCUUCAGAACUGCAAUUGAAUAAAAAUGAUGGAUUUAUAUUAGAUUCAUUUCGUGAAGGCGAUAGCUUCAUUGAUCCAUAUUCACUUCAACCAAUGGAACCAGAUAUACCAAGUAAAAGCAAUAAAACUGUGAAAGUAGAAAUUGAAUUUGAUGAUGAUGAAAAUGGUGUCAAUCUAGCAUAUUUUAAUAAUAAUAGCUUCGUUCCUUUAAUGAAUACAACCCUGUUGUCUAUCGUUCAAACCAAUCGAUCAUAUCCAAAAUCAAAUAAUGUUAUUUCAAUUGAUUAUGCUGAUAUUGUUGACAUAAUCAUCAAUAAUCACGACGAUGGAGAACAUCCAAUCCAUUUGCAUGGACAUACAUUUUCGAUAAUUGCAAACGGAAAAACAAACGAUGGUGAUUUUAAUAAGAAAAAAGUUAUUUUUAAUACUAAAAAUCCAUUGAGACGCGAUACAGUAUCUAUUAAUCCAAAUAGUUAUAUGGUACUACGUUUUGUAGCGAAUAACCCUGGCAUAUGGAUGAUGCAUUGUCAUAUCGACUGGCAUUUACAAGCUGGCCUAGCAAUUAUUUUCGCUGAAGCAGCUCAACAUGUUCAAAAACUCUAUGGAACAACUAAAAAUCUCAAUAAGUGCGCAACCUAUAAUUAA
This is a messenger RNA of Didymodactylos carnosus, 1587 nucleotides long. The record is from the annotation of a GenBank genome assembly. NCBI's taxonomy places the organism in Eukaryota, Metazoa, Rotifera, Eurotatoria, Philodinida, Philodinidae.